This is a messenger RNA of Vicia faba (fava bean), 1014 nucleotides long. NCBI's taxonomy places the organism in Eukaryota, Viridiplantae, Streptophyta, Magnoliopsida, Fabales, Fabaceae. The record is from the annotation of a GenBank genome assembly.
AUGAGAAGAAGAUGGUCUUUCUACAUGGAUUUUCUACCAGUUGUGGUGAUUAUAAGCUUUGAAUGUGUUGACAUGGGUUUACUCACUUUGUUCAAAGCAGCAACACUUGAAGGAAUGAACAACCAUGUCUUUAUUGCUUAUGCUUAUGUUGUUGGUACUUCUGUUCUCUUACCUGUCACUCUUUUCGCCAGAAGAGCAAGAGUGGUUCCUCCACUUACUUUCUCCAUAAUAUGGAAAAGUGUGCUUCUUGGGGCAAUAGGAUGUGGAUCUCAGAUUCUGGGGUAUAUUGGUAUUAACUAUAGUUCUCCAACACUUUCUUCAGCAAUUGCUAAUCUAGUACCUGCUUUCACUUUCAUGCUGGCUGUCAUUUUCAGGAUGGAAAAGUUAGUUUUAAAGAGUAGAAGUAGUAAUGCGAAAGUAGUGGGAAGCAUAAUAUCAAUAGCAGUGGAUUCAAGUUGGGCCAUUGCUGGCAUUAUUCUAACAGUUGACUACUUUCUGCUUUCACUAUGGUAUAUUUUACAGGUACAUAUCUUGAAAGAGUUCCCAGAUGAAGUAACUUUAGUCUUGUUAUACUCCACAACUGCAACAAUCAUAUCAAUAGUUGUAGCUUUGUUAUCAGUUCCAAAUGCAAGUGAUUGGAAAAUAGGACUAAAUCUCUCACUCAUCUCCAUACUUUCUUCUGGAAUAUUUGGAAAGUUAAUAGGCAAUCUAAUUUAUGCCUGGUCAGUUCACUUAAAGGGGGCUGUCUAUGUAACAUCAUUCAUGCCACUCCAAAUUGCUAUUUCUGCUAUCUUGGGAGUUAUAUUCCUUGGUGAUACUCUUCAUAUUGGAAGUAUAUUUGGAGCCAUAAUCAUCUCAAUUGGCCUUUAUGGUGUAUUAUGGGGCAAAACAAAAGAAGAGAUAGAGGAAGAUGUUGGUAGUCUGGAGUCAUCAUCUACAUCUACAGAGAAUGCACCUCUGUUGCAAAAUUAUGGAACUCAAACUUUUGAAAAGAAAAUAGAUGGAAAUGUAUAA